Molecule: messenger RNA, 867 nt
Organism: Acytostelium subglobosum LB1
Lineage: Eukaryota; Evosea; Eumycetozoa; Acytosteliales; Acytosteliaceae
Exons: 1
Coding region: 1-867 (288 amino acids)
Source: RefSeq, a predicted model, not a curated record
AUGGGAGGAGAGGACGUAGUUAGACUAUCAAAGAAGGAGUUGAAGCAGAUCAACAAUGAGUUGAAUGAUGUUAUGAUCACUGUUAUUAAAGUUAGAGAGUUGUUGGGUCUAGGAUCAAACAAAAGUUUAUCAUCAUCAUCAAAGGAUAAGGAUAGAGAUAGAAGUAGAGAUAGAGAUAGAGAGAGAGAAAGAGAGAGAGAAAGAGAGAGGGAUAGGGAGAGAGAGAGAGAAAGAGAGAGAGAAAGGGAGAGGGAGAGAGAAAGAGAUUUAAAGAGAGAUAGAGCGGAUAGUGAUGAUGAGGACGACUCGUCCAGCAUAAGUGACGAGGAGAUAUUGGCCAUUGCUAAUGGUCGCAAUUUGAAGAAGAAGCAGAAGAAGUCUAGUGGAAGUGGAGCGGGCGACAGCGGCGACACCACACCCAGGAAGAGAAAGAUGAAGCCCACGCCAAAGGGCAUCAACAGGGGUGUGUGGAGCACGGAGGAGAUCGCCAGACUCGACGAGGCAAUGACGCUGUACAAGGAGGACCCCGACCGCAUUAGCAAGCUGGCCUUGCAUGUUAAGACCAGGACGAAGGAGCAGGUCAGGAAGCAUUUGAUCUACAACAAGGACAAGCAUAGGAAUAAGCCAACGUCGGGCGCCGGCAAGGAUGGCGUCAAGGAGGAGGACGAGGCCAGCAGUGAGGCGGAGGACAUUACAACCGGUGAGGCCAGGUCACCGGCACAGUCAGAGAGUGGCUCAGAUGACAAUCCAUCCGAAGAGGAUGAGCAACGCGCCGCCUCCCCCGCCCCCACAGCCGAGGUCAAGACUCAGACCUCAGGAUCUGCCACAACUCCAGUCCCAACAAAGAUAUUGUUCAAGAAGAAGUGA